AAAAACUGCAUCAAGACUUGUGGACUGUUCAUUUGAACUUUUUGGAACCAGACGUAGUAAUGUUUGGUACCUUGAAAUUAUAAACCCUGAACAUAAAAACUAUGAAGCAUCAACAAACAUGUCUAGGCAUCUGACAGUUAGAAGGUUAAAUGUUGAGCAAAAGGUGAUA
Molecule: messenger RNA, 169 nt
Organism: Racocetra fulgida
Lineage: Eukaryota; Fungi; Glomeromycota; Glomeromycetes; Diversisporales; Gigasporaceae
Source: the annotation of a GenBank genome assembly